CCCCGCUCUCACUCGACUCGGCCAGACUCGCAUUCGCCCGUCCGUUCAUUCCUCUCCUCCCCGCCUGUCUCACUCUGCAACUGCAUGCACAUGGAACUAGCGCCGCCGCCAAUGGGGGACGUCGCCCACCACCACGUCCACGACCCCGCGUCCUUCUCCCCGCUCUCCUCCGACGCCGGCCUCUCCCCGCACUUCCCUCCCGCGCUCGCGGACGGCGGCGCCGGCGCGCUGGACCUGUCCUUCACCUCCACCGCCUCCGCCUCCACGUCCUCCUUCACCACCGCGACCACGUUCAGCGCGCGGAGCUCGCUGUCGCUGCCGUCCUUCUCCUCCUCCACCUCGCUCUCCCCGCGCCCGCACUCCUCCUCGGCGUCCCCGCACUGGGCGCACCUCGCCGCGGCGCGCGCCGCCACGCCCGACGGCGUCCUCCGCCUCGCGCACCUGCACCUCGUCCGCGAGCUGGGCCACGGCCACCUCGCGCGCGUCUUCCUCUGCCGCCUCAAGAGCUCCCCGCCCGCGUCCCCGCUCUUCGCGCUCAAGGUCGUCGACCUCCGCGACGACGACCCCUCCCGCGUCUCCCACGUCCUCGCCGAGUCGCGCGUCCUCUCGUGUCUCGACCACCCCUUCGUGCCCACGCUCUACGCGCGCCUCGACGCCGGCCGCUACGCCUGCUUCCUCAUGGACUACUGCUCCGGAGGGGACCUGCACGCGGUGCUCCGCCGCCGGCCGGGCGGCCGCCUGCCCGUCGCCGCGGCCAGGUUCUACGCCGCGGAGGUGCUGCUCGCGAUCGAGUACCUCCACGCGCUCGGCUUCGUGUACCGCGACCUCAAGCCCGAGAACGUCCUCCUCCGGGGCGACGGCCACGUCGUGCUCUCCGACUUCGACCUCGCGCUCCCGGCGUCCGUGGAGCCCGCCGUCCGCCUACGGCAGGUGCGGAAGCAGAGCCGCCGCAGGAGGAUCGCCCUCCUCCUGUCGUGCUUCUCUGGCCCCAGCAAUGGCGGCGGCGAAGACGAAGAGGAGAUCGACGGCAAGGAGCGGUUCGAGUUCGUGGCCGAGCCGACGGCGGCGAGCUCCAAGGACUGCGUGGGCACGCACGAGUACCUCGCGCCGGAGCUCGUGAGCGGGAGCGGCCACGGCAACGGCGUCGACUGGUGGGCCUUCGGCGUCUUCCUCUACGAGCUCGUGUACGGCCGCACGCCCUUCAAGGGCCACACCAAGGAGGCCACCCUCAAGAACAUCCUCUCCAAGCAGGCCACCUACCCUCAGCUGGACGGCGAGGCCGACGCCUCGCAGCUGCGGGACCUCGUGGGGCGGCUGCUGGAGCGCGACCCGCGCCGCCGCAUGGGCGCCACGCGCGGCGCCGCCGAGAUCAAGCGGCACCCGUUCUUCUCCGGCGUGGACUGGGCGCUCAUCCGGUGCGUGGCGCCACCGGUGGUGCCGGACAGGGACGCCGCGGCCCCCGUGGGCGGCGGUGACAGGAAGGCGGCCAAGCUCGGGAGCUGGAGCAGCAUGAGCAGCAACCGCGGCAGCAAGAAGCGGAAGAGCAGCAGCUUUGGGAGGAGAUCCACAUCCACCUGCGAAGAAAGGCAGGGGGUCUUCCGCAAGCUCAUGAGCUGGAAUCAGGAGAGCCGGUCCAGCAACAAGAUCAAGACGACGACGAGCAAAGUAAAAUGAACGAAACGAAGUGUUCUUAGCUUCUUGGUGUGAUUAUUCGGGGUUGUUUGAUGGAGGGUUUUCGUUCGUUUAGUGUCCGGCCUUAGCUUACUUAUUACUUUUUUUUUGUUAGUACUCUACUAGCAGAGUACAUGCAUAGAGUGGGUCAGUGGUGUGGCUGUGGCGUGGAUCAGAUUAUUGAUUUGGUCGAGCUGUACAAAUAGCGAGGCGAUGCAUGUCACUGAGCUGAUCAGUUGACAAGGUGGUUUGGACCAUGUUCAGGCAUGGAGAAACUUCAUCCCUUGUUUAGUACUAGUAUAAAAGAAAAAGUUUAGCUUCUUUUAUGUUACGUAUGCGUGCCGAUAUUAUACUAUAUAUGUGGGAACUGGAAACCAAAGUUGUCAUAA
Zea mays is the source of this 2060-nucleotide messenger RNA. Its product is annotated as serine/threonine-protein kinase WAG1. The record is from RefSeq and is a predicted model, not a curated record. Gene Ontology annotation, biological process: protein phosphorylation. NCBI's taxonomy places the organism in Eukaryota, Viridiplantae, Streptophyta, Magnoliopsida, Poales, Poaceae. Bases 85 to 1674 code for a protein of 529 amino acids. Gene Ontology annotation, molecular function: protein kinase activity; ATP binding. The transcript has a single exon.